Molecule: messenger RNA, 7546 nt
Organism: Xyrauchen texanus (razorback sucker)
Lineage: Eukaryota; Metazoa; Chordata; Actinopteri; Cypriniformes; Catostomidae
Gene: nhsl2
Product: NHS-like 2
Exons: 8
Coding region: 498-4355 (1285 amino acids)
Biological process (GO): cell differentiation
Source: RefSeq, a predicted model, not a curated record
CACACACACACCAGAUGUGUGUUUUGGGAGAGGCAAAUGCAGAGGUUGUAAUACAGUAAGUGACCAUUGAAGGAAUGUUUUUUUUUCUUUGUCGAAUUUCAGUGCUUUCACAAAGUUUCAUUUUUUGUUGUUGUUGCUUUUGCUGUCCAAGUGCAGCUGUUAACUAAUUGUUAAAAACUUUAAAUGUGUAGGUUCAUGAGCAGAGCAAGAGAUGGAGCUGGGUGGAUUAUGAAGGCAGGAGUUUCCUGCAUAGUUCGGUUGUCAUGAAAGAUACAGCUCAUUCUUGUUGCAAGAGUGGGUGAUGUAGGAGCAGUUCACGAGAGUCUGAAGCUGUAAUCUGAAGUGUAGCGCUGCAGAGCUCCUCACGGUGGACAAUCAAUUACAAUGCAUAAAACGCCUCAACUGUACGCGCAAUCCCGAGGAAGAGUCUCCACCGACAGACUUCAACGCUUGGGAGAGAACACGCACUUUUAAAGGGAGUUUAUCCAGGAGAGAAGAUGCCCUUUUGCAAGAGGACCAUCGUCCCUAAAGACGUGUGCAAGAGCAGCUCGAAGAGUCGCGGCGCGGUGUUCACGGAUCUGGUGGAUGUGUGCGGCUUGACUCUUUGCGCGCUGCUCCGGCAGCUGUCGGAUUUGUCCCGUGAGUCGGUGAGCAUCCUGGAGGAGCUGGAGGGAGAGCUCGCCUCUAUCUGUUACCGCUCCGGAGCGCUGGAGAAUAAACUUACCAGUCUCCAAAAACACAUCUCAGCACUAGCUAGCAAGCCGCCGGUCAAACCCACCACCAACUUGGACUCAGAGAGCAAACGAACGGCCCACUUCCAAUCGUCAUGGCAACAGCAUGUAAAUGUGUUCGGCUCGUGGAGUAGGCCGGAGUGUGUGCAGGAGCUGCACCAGGAGGCUCAACUGAACCUACAGAGUCUGCUGCAAGAUUUUGAGGAGCAACUGUAUGAUAGCAGAGUAAAAGGACAGACAUUCAGACACCCUUCUUCUCAGAGCUCUGAGGACACAUCAACCACUCUCAGCCGAUCUCCUUCCUCGCUCAAUAACAAGAAGACGGAGUUUGUCUUUGUGCCUGCAAGUAAGCAGGUGUGUGAGGAUGAGACCACAACAUUAGGGGUCCGGGCGCAGAACCCGACCCCAUGUGGUUCAAAGAGGUCCCUUCUAGGCUGGAAUGCUUCACAAAAUCCCCCUGUGUCAGAGAAACCUCGCUGGCACCUUGGCCGAUACACUCCUGCUCACCUUGUUCCAAUUGACAUUACAGGCCAGAGCUUUGAUAAGCACUCCGCACAGCACAGUGAACUCCGGGCCUCCUUUAGAACUGAUUCAGCGGUCAACCCAAAAACCGUUCGCCGCCCGAGGAGUGUGGUUGCAGGCCCUGAUGUCACGCUGCACUGCCAAGGUGAUGGAAAAAUUCUUGCUGUAGAUCUAAUACAAGGUGCCUGUUCCCCUGGAACUUCUCAACCCAGAUCUUUGGAGUCCACCACCGAGAACACAGGCCAACAGCAUAUUCCCCUAAGGAAGACCCAAAGUGACCUGGAGUACAAUGUACCCCCAUCCCCGAAAACCCCAUCAGGCAUGAUGGAUCAUGCCACUUUGAUGUGCCCCAGCCCCUCCUGGAAUGGUCCAAAAGGUUCCACUUUCUCCCCUUCCUGGAAUGACUCCUACAACUAUGCCUUGGUUACAAGCCCUGCUUCUAAGCAGUCUAUAUCUAAAACUGAAAUGUUAACAUCUGGAGGUGAAGGAGGUGGUUUAAUAUGUCCAUCCCAGACCAGUUCAGGCCUCUCCAUGAGCUCAGGGUCACACUCUAGUUCUUUCACCUCCAUCUCGGAAACAUGUGGACACCGGUUAUACACAGUGACGCAUGGGAGCGAGGUUGCAAUUGGGAGACGGAAUGACACAGAGGGGGAAACUUUGAUUUCAGACACAGGCAAUAGCCACAGAAAAAGUGAGCAGGAAAAAAUAUCAGCCCGAUCCAAUGUCUUUAAGUUUCGUGAACGUUCCCUUUCAACACCAACAGACUCUGGAUCUUUCUGCUCAGCAGAUAAUGUAUGUUCUCCAAGCGAGACUGUACCUGUCGUUCCAGAGGGUGAGAGUUAUUCCCUGCUAUAUCCCAGCAACAGCUCGGAGGAUAGCAUCAGUGCAGAUAAUGUUUCUGUGACCACAGGUUCAGACUUUGUUCCGGAUGGUCGACUGAGGACACGUUCACGCAGUAUUUCACUGAAGAAGCCUAAGAAAAAGCCACCACCUCCAGUACGUAGUGUAUCCCUGAUGAAAAACCUGUCAGAGGCUGGAGGGAUAGGCUCUUACCACAGUGAAGGGCAUUUUAGAGAUGGGAGACCCAAGAGUCUCUUUAUCCCUCGAGAUCACCAUAUUCAGGAUUCAUUCCAGCCAGACUUCUUAUUUGCAAAGCCUGAGGAGGACAUAGACCAGGCCCAUAGUAGUUUGGAGACAUCUUCUGAUAUUUCUCAACAUCCUGACAGAGAAACAGAGCUUGGUUUUCCUCCUCACUGGCCACUCAAUGAGUGGAAGUCCAACAAUGAUCCCUACCACUCACUGUCAGGUUCAAGCACAGCUACAGGUACUACAGUGAUGGAGUGCAUCAAGGUGCAGGGGAGCUCAGAGUCCCUGAAUUCACCUUCAACCUCACGUGCCACCUCUCCUUCCCAGCUCUCUAUUGAGGCUGAAACCAAGGUAUCCCCCUUCAAGCCCCCAUGCCUCAUGUCCCCAUCCAGUGGCUACUCAAGCCAGUCUGAAACUCCAACCCCAACUUUAUCAAACACCCUCCUCACUGGACCUUCUCCGGUUGGCUGCAAGAUGCGCCCAAAGAUUCCAGAGAGGAAAUCUUCCCUUCCAGCAACCUCUGCAAAGAAUAAAUCAUCUCGCUCACGUCUUUCUUUUGAACUACCUGCAAACACUCAACUGGACCUGUCCUCAAUCAAACCAAAGCCUAAAGCCAGCCGACGCCACUCAGACACAUCUACAGCCAACAAACCAGGCAAGUUGAGCCCCAGUCAGUGUUCUUUGCCUAUGGUUACCACAACAGACUUGCGAAAUAUUCGCCUUAGGUCAGUAAGCCGCUCAGAACUUGAAGACAGUCCUGAUGGUUCUUCUGAUGUCAUAGAGGAAGAGCAGAGUCGAGAUCUCAGCCCACCUAUCACCCCCUCUAACACAACACUGUCUAAGCCACCAGUUGCAGUGAAGCCACCUCUACCUAAGCGACCCAUGAAUUUGAUGCUUAAAUCUCCUUCAUCAUCCCCUCUGGCACCUGAAUCUCCUCCAUCUUCCCCGGUGCACCGGCCCAUGCCUAUGGGUAACAUUUAUAUGGUUGUAAGAAAGCCCAAACCUAAGAGAUCAACUCAGUCACUACUCAACACAUCUGCAAUAACCGCACAAGAGCAAUUCCACAGCCAUGUGCCGCCUUUUCCUGAGUUUGACCUGGAGCAUGGGAUUCCCAUUGAAGAAGAUCUUCCAUCCCCAAGUAGCCCAGAGACAGAGGACAAAAGUAAGACCCUUCCAAGUAGAAUGACAUUAUCCUGUUUAGUAGAAUUAGACAAAAAGAAGCCCAAGGUACCACCGCCAGUGCCCAAAAAACCCAAUGUCCUUCUUCUGCCCUCUCCAAGCAUCCAGACUAAUGGCAACGCAGAGAGGCAAACUCUACUUUCCGACAGUGUUUCCCAGUCACCUAUAGUUCCACCUGAGACUGAGGGAGAUUUGUAUAAUGAUGAACAAGACUACACCGCAGAGCAACAAUUUGAUGGAAACUAUGAAAAUCUUGAAAGUUAUGAGAUCCCUGGAAAUCAGGAGAACAAUGUGGUAAUUGAAGAGGAUGAUUCUAAAGGUGUAGGUUCUCAUCAAAUUAUGGAAGUGAAGACACCUCUAGCAGAUUCAUUAACAGAAACCAAAGUAUGGGAAGAGAACAAUUCAUUUGCAGUUGACAAGACUGAACUGCACAUUACUGAGGAAACAGACGAUGAUGUAUUUGUUCACACUCCCACAAGUCACACCACUGAGGACCUCUUCACCAUCAUACACAGGUCAAAAAGGAAAGUUCUUGGUCGCAAGGAACCAGCUGAUUCUUUUGGAAGCAGGCAGUGUCUGGUUUCACCCGUGAAAAGCAUUAGCACAGACUUCCGAACUCUGGGCCAUGGGAGCACACCUAGGUCAAGCUCACGGAAUGAGAAUUUCAUGGCUCUUCUUCAGAAGAGGAGCAGCAAGGCCAGCAGUGGGACACGAGUCUCUGCCAUGGAGUUGCUGAAGAGCACAAACCCCCUGGCAAGACGAGUCACUGAGUUCUCCCAGUCACCAUCAGAUGUGACUGCAACAAACAUAUCCAAACCAACUCCACAAGACCAGUGAUUCCACUAGCAGAGAACAAAAUGCUGGAUAUCAAUAUGGCUGGUUUUCUGUUAUGCUCCACUGCCCAUCUCAAUGGUUUAAUUUACAAAGACCUCAUGCUGUUGGUAAUGAAAUGAGUUUGAGUUGUUGCUUUCAAACAAGGGGAUCAUAUUGAUGAUGUAAGAUGUGGAGCAUAGUCUCUUUGAAAGGAAACUGAGCCCACCACUGAUAUAAAAUUCCAAAAUAGAUGGACAGAUGUUCUAUUCUGGAAAUUUUACUGCGAUGAUGAAACACUUCAAUGGAAGCUGACAUCAAGAAAUAUUUUGAGACAGUUCACAACAUUUAGCAGACCGGCCUAUAUAUGUGACCAAAACCAGUGCAGCCCAUUUUGCAGUGGUUAACUAGAAAGUGUCUUAGUAGGUUGUGUUUUAAAAGACUGCACAAACUCACAGAAAUAGGAGAGUAUGACAUGAGUCAGAAACAUACCACAGAGGUUGCAAGCAAGGUCUGGUACCCCUUAAAAUGAGGCACUUUCACCAGUACAGGAAGUAGUUUACAAGAAAAAAAAAAAAAAGAAAAGCUGUUUCUUUUUAUGAUUUUAUUUUAAAGAUAUAAAAAGGCUAUAUAAAUGUCUUCUGUACAAAGCUAUAUAUAUAUAUAUAUAUAUAUAUAUAUAUAUAUAUAUAUAUAUAUAUAUAUAUAUACACACACAAUAUAAACAAAAAUGUAACUUCAGAACUGCUUGACACAAAGCUGUCCAUAUCUGUUACUAUUCUAUGGAAACAGCCUAUUAUUCUAUAAACUCACAGCAUGCAAGGGAUUAGUGGUCAAAUGAACCAUCCUCAUGCAAUAAAAAUUAAGAAUAUCUAUAGAUCUUCCCACACUGCCAGAAGUGUAAACAAGCAGGACAUAGCUAUUCUUGUGCAAAACAACAAACCAAAAUAAUUUCACAAAUAAAUGAAUUGUAAAAUAAUUGAAAAUAAAUUUUUGGAAAUAUGAAAUGAGAGAAUAGCAAGGAAAUGACAUUGGGCUACAGGGGGACAGUAAAUGUUACUAUAGAUCCAUUGGUUUGGCCUUGGCUGUCCAUUGUGUAAAAUCUCUCAGGGGUUUCUUCGCAACUCAGGAAACCCAUAAUGGCUACUGGUCCCAGUGUAGAAUCUCUUCAUAGAGAUUUCACUCUACAACACACAAAGUAUCAGGUAAAAGAUUUGAUCCUUUGGACGGUAAAAGGAGACUGGAUUCAGAUAUCUCUCUUUCGUGACCACAUUUUAGGUAUGAAGACUAGGUAUAAUGACCACAAUCCCAAAUCAUCUCAUGAAGUUGGAACAUGGUGACAUUCUAAUCCAUGACUAAGUGCAAAGCUUCUCACUUUACGUCUAUUUCAGACUAUGCAUCAAAGCUGCAUCUGACCUGCUCUUCUGUCGGCAUUGGCAGUGAAUGUCUGGAAAUGUUAGGCAAGGCAAAACUCAGUGUUGUAUUUAGAUUUUUGACCAAAAAAAGAAUAUAGGAUUUUUUUUUAUUAAUGGUUGACCUCCAUGUCACUGCAAAAUGGGAUUGUAGAUCAACAUUUGAAUAAACAAAGACCUUCAGACUUUGAGCAAAUGCUCAAGGACGCAAGUAGGUCAUCUGUGGUAAAUUGAUCACUCAUCCAUCAUUAUGGGAUUUUUGGAGACUACUGCAGACAGAGGAUCUACUAAAGGCAGCUGCAUUCAAAGACUGCUUUCUCUUACCAUUCCAUAAGAAGCACCCAUUUUUCAUGUGACUGUGUUCUUCUGGCUCUCAAUCAGACAAUGGACUGAAACCUGGUGCUAUUGAGCCAGAGUGCCCUCAGCAGUCCAAGAGUGGUAACUAACUUGUGAACACAUGGAUCGUUUAGAUGGAGUCUUGAUAUUCAUUCAUCUUCUCAGACUUGUCGUUCAGGUAUUCCGACAAUAUGAAAAGCAUAACAUGAAGAAAAAGAAAAAAAAAAAGAGACACAGAAUACCACCACAUUAAAAUAGUGUACCACCACUUGUUUUAAAUAUUUAGUGAAUGAAAAAAAAUCUGACAACCAGUGUUUAUUUGCCUUGUACUCUGGCGUGAAGCCUCUGUGUUUUUAAAUGCCUUGGUAUUGCACUUCCGUAGAAGUAUUCAAAGUUUCUUUUACUCUUUAUUGAUUUAAUACUAUAAUAUUUAUCACUACUCUUGUGUACUCUGUGCUUAUCCUUAUCAGUGUCAACAUUAAUCUCACAGGUACAAGAAGAAGAGAGAGGGAGGGACAGAGGAAGGAGAUGGGUAUAACUUAGGCAAAACAAAAUAGAGAACACAAGAAAUGUACCUUAGUGGACUGUUAGAAGCCUUGUGCAUCAAUAAUAUACAUCCCAGAGUGUUGUGUCCACCUUCGACACAGUCUUUAUGCUACUUGUAAUGCAGCAUCCAUUAGAGAGAUUUACUUUAUUAUAAUCACUUUAGUAGCAUUUGACCCAGUGACAUGACCAAUAAAGGUAUUCACCAAGUGUAGACAGAUCAUUUAGAGAAUUCCACUCUAGAGUGUUUGGCUGCAGUUCUUGCACCUCACUCUCGCAAGUCAUUUUCUGCUGAAGUUUCCACUUUCAUCCCCCAUACAGCCAAUAGAGAUCCAUUCUGAGUCAAUUUUCAGGUACACAGAGGAGAAACAAAUCUGCUGCACAAAAAUGUAUGUGCCAAAUGAGAGAGAGAAAAAAUGGACUACAGCAAGAGGCUUACCUGUCUCUCAGCCCAAAACAAGUUUGUUACUAACCAUCUGGUUGCUGUGAAGCGAAACCAGCGACUUUUAAUCAAUUCCUUACAUUGCAAGUGAAAUUUCUCACAUUACACACAGGAGUACAGAUUUGUCAUAGUUUCACAUACAGGUAAAAAUAAGACUGAGUAAAAGAUUCCAGUGUUGAUCAGCACAAAGGCUCUCUCAGUAGUGUCUUAUAGAUUGCCAGAAUGGGAAAAGCUUAAAAAAAAAUAAAUCGGAUUUCUCUUAUUCAUUGGGAAUAGAAGACAGACAGGGUGGAAAGGCAAGAUAAAACUGAGAAUUAUAUUUUUGUUAUUUUUUCCUUGGAAAGACAUUUUAAAAUUAGCAUAUUAUUGACCUCACCCUCCAGCAGAAAUGAUGAGGUUGAUUUGAGAUCUCUAAUCAGCUUGCAGUAUGUCUUGCCUAUGUGGUUAAAGGUAUAUCAUUAAAAUAAAUUAUUUUUCUUGCAUAA